Molecule: messenger RNA, 771 nt
Organism: Scylla paramamosain (green mud crab)
Lineage: Eukaryota; Metazoa; Arthropoda; Malacostraca; Decapoda; Portunidae
Product: holotricin-3-like
Exons: 3
Coding region: 77-463 (128 amino acids)
Source: RefSeq, a predicted model, not a curated record
GAGGCGCCGCUCAGGGUAUAUAGAGGAGGCCACGCCACAGCCUUAAUCAGUGUCCACCCUAGAGUCUGCAAGCAAAAUGCGUCACCUGGUGGUCGCCGUGUUGAUUGUCUGCCUCCUGCUGGGGAUCGCUCUAGCCGAUCCCGGGCCCAACCCAGGCUUCCUCUUUAAGGGAUGCUGUGGUGGCGGCUACGGUGGUGGCGGCGGAGGCGGCUACGGUGGCGGCUACGGCGGCGGCCAUAGCGGCGGCUAUGGUAAAGGACACAAAGGCUACGGUAAAGGCCAUAAAGGCAAGGGUGGUGGCCAUGGCGGCGGAUACGGUGGCAGCCAUGGCGGUGGUUACGGCGGCGGCCACGGCGGAGGGUAUGGCGGUGGCCACGGCGGCGGCUACACCAAGGGCAAGGGACUGGGUCUGUUCAAGUUUAAGUGCUGCAACUUCGGCUACGGCGGAGGAGGCUACCACUGAAGCAAACCCAAAACUUCGUCCUGCACUGGCCCUCUCCAUCCGUUAUACCUCCACGCCCUUUCCACCCAGCUGCUCAUCGAAGAAAACGGAAGAUUUCACCCUAGACUGAAGUAAAAUAACCGACGCCCGCCCCCCCAGGAUCAUUUGCCAAAAAAAGGUCAUCUGGUAUUUUUUUUUUUCUGAUGGAAGAUUAUCUCUAUUUUUUUUAUGUUUCUACUGACAUUAUUACUAUUAUUUUUUUUUUCGGGCAAGCAUUUGUUUACCCAAAGCCUUAAAUAAAGUGUAAAUAAAAUCAAUCCUAAGCUAAA